CUGAACUUUCAUCUGCGUUCAUCAUAAACCAGUAUGAAGGAACAAAGCGGGAACUUGGAGAAUUUGCAGAAGGUCGAUUAAAACAGAAAUAUAAGUUAUUUACCCGGAUUCUGUGUGAUAACACAGAAAGAUAAAGGUUUGUAAAAUGAUGUCUGAUGCCAGUGAGAUGUUGGCAGCAGCCUUGGAGCAGAUGGAUGGCAUAAUUGCAGGAUCCAAGGCCAUGGAUUUCUCAAAUGGUCUGUUUGACUGCCAGUCUCCCAGGUCACCCUUGCUGGGCAAUCUCCGUGCUGUGCAUCUUCUGGAAGACCUCAGAGGGGCUUUAGAACUGAUGGAUGCAGAAGAGCGGGCGAAUCUGCGAAACCAAGUACCCACCAACACGGCAGAGGGCCUGAUGGAGUGGCUGCAAUCCAGAAUGACUAAUGGAUCUGCAGCUGGGAAUUUGGUAUAUCAGGAGCGACUGUCUCGUCUAGAGAGUGACAAGGAAUGUUUAGUGCUCCAGGUAAGCGUUCUGACGGAUCAGGUGGAGGUUCAGGGAGAAAAAAUAAGAGACCUAGAGAUGUGCCUUGAGGAACACCGGAUGAAGCUUAACGCCACUGAAGAAUUAUUGCAGCAGGAGUUGCUUUGCAGGAGUACAUUGGAGACACAGAAACUAGAGUUGUUGACCGAGAUAUCCAGUCUACAACUGAAGCUAGCAACUCUGGACCGAGGGAACAUAGAAAGUGAGGAAGAUCUGAUGGCACUGCAGAGGCAGCUGGAGGAGAAAGAGCAGGAGCUGAGGAGACUGAAGGAACAAACAGAAGCAGAUGUUGCCUUGGAUAACACCCAGAACCGAGAGAAAGAUUUGGAAGUGCAAAGAAUGAAGCAGACUGUUCAAUCUUUAAUAGCAGAUAAUGAUGAGAAGGAUCGUAAGAUCGAGGAAUUGCAGCAGAUGUUGCUGCACUAUAGGAAAGUUCCGGACACAGUACUGUCAUUACAGGAAAAUAAAGACAGAUCCAAUGAUGAGGACAUUGUGGUGGGACAGUGCAAAGGCUCAGCCAACUCGAAAAUCAUUACAGUUAUAGAGCCUGUUUCCCUGGAAGGUGCAGAGGAGACAGAUGAGCCUCAGGUGAUCCCAUGCACUGAGUUUGUCUCGGAGUCUGAACCCCCCUGCAUGUCUGAACCCAAGUCUUCAGAGCAGCACCCCUCAACACUCAGUUCAUCCAGGGAUCUUGCAUCAGGACGUUCAGCUAAUAAAAAGCAGACUGAAUCUGUGGAUGGUUCAGAGAAAAAGAGCUUCCCUCCAGCAGUGUCCCAGUCCAACUCAACUGAGCGCUUUGGCACCAGAAAAAGUCGAGCAUCUUUUGGACGUGGCUUCUUUAAGAUUCGAAGUGGAAAGAGAACAGCCAGCACUCCUGAUUUGGCAGCUGAUGCAGAGCAGAAAAGGACUGAGCAUUUGGAUUUGGCAGGAGCUCCAUCUCCCAAAGCAAAAGGGGAUGGAUUCUCCCCUGAUGGCAAGAAGAAAGCUAAGGGAAUCCGAAAGUUCUUUGGACUAAUGAGAAGGAGUCAGUCAACAUCUUCUAACUUGGAUGAUGCUCCUGAGUCCGAGUUUAGGAGAGGUGGUGUCCGAGCAACAGCAGGCCCAAGACUUGGCUGGUCACAAGACUUGCAGCGCAGCAAUAACAAUGAACUAAAAACAACAUUUGGUUCCUGGAGUAAAGUGCAGGUGUGUGAGUGGCUGCAGGAACAGGGACUGGGUCUGUACGUCAGCCAAGCUCAGCAGUGGAUCCGAUCUGGACAGAUGCUAAUGAAUGCCUCACAGCACGACCUGGAAAAAGAGCUGGGUAUCAGGAAUCCUCUUCACAAAAAGAAACUUCAGCUGGCACUUCAGUCUCUGGGUUCUGAGGAGGAUAACUCCAAAGGCAAACUGGACUUCAACUGGGUUACUCGGUGGCUGGAUGAUAUCGGCUUGACUCAGUACAAGUCCCAGUUUGAGGAAGGGCUGGUGGACGGGCGCAUGCUUCACUACAUGACUGUGGAUGAUUUGCUGGGUCUGAAAGUUGGCAGUGUCCUUCACCAUCUUAGCUUAAAGAGAGCCAUCCAGGUGCUGCGCAUCAACGGCUAUGAGCCCAACUGCCUCCGACGCAGACCUUCAAAUGAGAAUAUCAUCACACCAGCUGAGGUCUGCCAGUGGACCAAUCAUAGAGUGAUGGAGUGGUUGCGCUCAGUGGACUUGGCAGAGUAUGCACCUAACCUUAGAGGGAGUGGAGUACACGGAGGCCUGAUGGUUUUGGAACCUCGGUUCAAUGUGGAGACAAUGGCUCUUCUGCUGAACAUCCCACUCAAUAAGACUCUGUUGAGGCGUCACCUGGCCACCAACUUUAAUUUAUUAAUCGGUGCUGAAGCAGAGAGAAUUAAGCAGGAGUGUUUGGAGAACCCUGACUAUACACCACUUACUGCCACAGCUAAAGUGAAGCCAAGACGUCUGUCAUUCGGUGGUUUCGGGACAUUAAGGCGAAAGCGACAGGAGGACAGUGAGGAAUACUUAUGCCCCAUGGACAUCCAGAUGCCCCAGAAUGGCAACUUUGACAAAGGACAGUGCAUUUAUGAGGACAGUCUGGAUCAGCUGGAGCAGAUGGAGGACUCUGAAGGCACUGUAAGGCAGAUAGAAGAAUUUUCAGAGGGAAUAAUCAACCUCACUAGUAUGCUGAAGGAGGACAAGCUCUUCGUGGAGGUAUCGUCCCACUCUCCUGAUACCUCAUACUAUGACUCUAGCACAUAAAGAUCAGACCUGUUGUACAGGAUGAGUCUGCAGCUUCAAAGUUCUCUGACUGUUACACAGUUCCAGCAGUGGAAGCAUGUUGGAUUUCCAGUUUCUUAAACUGUGAAGGUUUUUACCUCUGACUGCCAAGAUAGUAUUUUUGACAAUCAUUUGAUGAAAACUGAAUGUCUUAUUUAUUUUUCUACCAUCAGCAGUAUAUGCAGUGUUUCAGUAUUCAUGAUAAAACAGUGCCAAAGAAAAGCUGCAAAGAAUGACAAACACUUUAAACAUUAAUUUUAAUCAUAUUGUUGCCUAAUGUGUUUUUCUUGUUCUUGUAUUCUGUUUUGUUUGUGUAUCACUACAUGUUAUUUUGUACUGUAUUCGAGCACAUAGUACCUGUCUGGUACAUUGGGAGGGAGAAUCAUGUUCUCAUUAAAGCAUUUAACCUGCACAGCAUUUUUAGUUAUGUAACCAAAAUGUUCACUUGUGUUUGCUGUUUAUGAAUCUAAGCCAAUAAAAGU
Trichomycterus rosablanca is the source of this 3258-nucleotide messenger RNA. RefSeq names its product PPFIA binding protein 1a (gene ppfibp1a). Bases 146 to 2758 code for a protein of 870 amino acids. Gene Ontology annotation, cellular component: presynaptic active zone. Gene Ontology annotation, biological process: neuromuscular junction development. The record is from RefSeq and is a predicted model, not a curated record. NCBI's taxonomy places the organism in Eukaryota, Metazoa, Chordata, Actinopteri, Siluriformes, Trichomycteridae. Gene Ontology annotation, molecular function: protein binding. The transcript is spliced from 24 exons.